Lichtheimia ornata is the source of this 930-nucleotide messenger RNA. Its product is annotated as serine/threonine-protein phosphatase 2A catalytic subunit alpha isoform. Gene Ontology annotation, cellular component: cytosol. NCBI's taxonomy places the organism in Eukaryota, Fungi, Mucoromycota, Mucoromycetes, Mucorales, Lichtheimiaceae. The coding region runs from base 1 to 930 and encodes 309 amino acids. The record is from RefSeq and is a predicted model, not a curated record. Gene Ontology annotation, biological process: mitotic cell cycle; peptidyl-serine dephosphorylation. The transcript has 6 exons. Gene Ontology annotation, molecular function: protein serine/threonine phosphatase activity.
AUGACCGCUGUGAACUCAGUUGACGAUGUCGAUGCUUGGAUCGCUCAGCUUUCCGAAUGCAAGCAGCUUCCUGAAGCUGAUAUCAAGAAGCUAUGCGAUAAGGCACGCGAGGUACUACUUGAAGAAUCCAACGUGCAACCUGUACGGUGUCCUGUAACGGUGUGUGGCGACAUCCAUGGCCAGUUCCAUGACUUGCAAGAGCUCUUUCGGAUUGGUGGCAACUCGCCUGAUACAAAUUAUCUUUUCAUGGGUGAUUACGUCGAUCGAGGAUACUAUUCAGUGGAAACGGUUACGUUGCUCGUUGCUCUCAAGUUGCGAUACAAGGAUCGUGUGACCAUCUUAAGAGGCAAUCAUGAAUCUCGCCAAAUCACUCAAGUCUAUGGCUUUUAUGAUGAAUGCUUACGGAAGUACGGCAAUGCCAACGUAUGGAAGAUGUUCACGGAUCUCUUUGAUUACUUGCCCUUGACCGCUCUUAUCGAAGAUCAGAUCUUUUGUCUUCAUGGUGGUCUAUCUCCUUCGAUUGAUACCCUUGAUCAAGUUCGGGCUUUGGAACGCUUCCAAGAAGUGCCACAUGAAGGUCCCAUGUGCGAUCUCUUGUGGUCUGAUCCUGAUGAUCGAUGUGGCUGGGGCAUCUCACCUCGUGGCGCAGGCUAUACCUUUGGUCAAGAUAUCGCAGAGACGUUCAAUCACAACAAUGGCCUGACUUUGGUUGCAAGAGCUCAUCAGCUGGUUAUGGAGGGAUACAAUUGGUGCCACGAUCGCAAUGUCGUUACCAUAUUCAGUGCUCCCAACUACUGCUACCGUUGUGGCAACCAAGCAGCCAUCAUGGAAAUCGAUGAACAUCUCAAAUACUCCUUCCUCCAAUUCGAUCCAGCACCUAGAAAGGGAGAGCCCCAUGUUAGUCGACGCACACCAGAUUAUUUCUUGUAA